CUGACGGUCGAGAGUCGCGUGGUUUCUUUCUCGAACGCUCGCGACUUCAGAGAUGAAAUUGAGCGAUUAGAUCCAACCCGUGUCGAAUUAUAGAAGCAGAAGGACCAUGUACCGCUUGUGCUGCAGAACGGUCGGCGUGUCACGCGCAGUGAUCGCCGCCUCGCGAUCACCGGGACGUGCGGGGUUAGGUCAACGCGACUAUCAGCUCAGGUUGCAUCAGCAACCGGUACCGUUCUUGAGGUUUUCUACCGUCGUUCCGCCAACUCCUACUCCCCAACCACCGCUGCCUCCACCGGCCCCUCCCUCGCAGGCAGCGUCCUCGUCAACCGAUGAGGAAACCUUAGAUCCGUCGUCGAAAGUUGAGAAAACUGUUAAAGCUCUCCGGAAAGAGGGAGCCGAGAAAUCAAGCGCGCAGGCUCCGAAACCCGUAGCCAGAAAAGAGGAUCAUCUCCAAGUUGCACCGCCCAAGAGGUCGCUCAGGAAGCGGAUCUGGGACGAACUUGUACAUUAUUACCAUGGUUUUCGCUUACUCUUUAUUGACGUUCGGGUGUGCAGCCAACUUCUCUAUCGGAUCUUGAAAGGCGAAGAUCUCUCCAGGAGAGAACACAAACAGUUGGUUCGAACAACUUCAGAUUUGUUCCGUCUGGUUCCUUUUUCCGUGUUCAUUAUCGUGCCCUUCAUGGAACUUCUCCUGCCAAUAGCAGUGCAACUCUUCCCGGGCAUGCUCCCGUCUACAUUUCAAGACCCCAAGGACCAGAAAGCCAAGUUUAAAACGCAACUGAAGAUGAAAUUGGAAAUGGCGAAGUUCCUGCAGACCACGCUUGAUGAGAUGGCGGUCAAGAACAAAGGCGAAGUGCAUUCUCACGCAGCCAAGGAAUUCGCUCUAUUCUGUGAGAGGAUUCGCGAAUCCGGGAAUUUCGCGAGUAGUGAAGAGAUUCUCAAAUUCUCAAAACUAUUUGAGGACGAGCUGACUCUAGAUUCACUCGGCCGCCAGCAGCUCGUCGCAUUGUGUCGUCUCUUGGACAUCCAAACUCUGGGUACGACGCAACUGCUCCGCUUCCAACUUCGGAUGAGGUUGAAAAAUUUGAAGAACGAUGACGCAGUGAUAAAGAAAGAGGGUUUGGAUUCUUUGACUGUCAGUGAGUUGCAAGCCGCCUGUCGCGCCCGGGGGAUGAGGGCGCUCGGAAUCCCCGAAGAGAAAUUACGGUACCAAUUGAACCAGUGGUUGGAUCUGAGUUUGAGGGAAUCAAUACCGCCGUCGUUGUUACUGUUAUCUCGAGCGAUGCUCCUCCCGGAGACUGUGAACGCCACCGAGCAGCUGAGGGAAACGAUCACACAACUCCCGAUGCAAGCUAUAACGGAAGCUAAAUUCAAGAUCGGUGAAACAGAAGGCAAGGUCGACAACAGGACCAAGUUGGAACUGAUCAGACAAGAGGAAUUGGCGAUCAAAGAAGAGAGACGGGAGCUGAAGAGAGCACAAGAGGAAGAACAAGUGGCCGAAGCAAAACGUAAGGAGAAGGAGAAGCUCAAGGACGUCGCACCGCUCGAAGCUGUCAGUGCUGCUGAAACUGAGAUGCUCGUCGAUUCGGCGAAAACGAUCAAGGCCGACGAAGAGAAGAAACUCUCGAAAGAGGAUCUCGAGAAUCUUGAGGAUGCGAUCGAAACAAUCGCUCUGGAGAAGAAGAAACUCCUGGUCGAGAAAGAGGAACUCGAUGAUCUCAAAGAGGAAAUGAAAGAUUACGAGGAGGACGUCAAGGAGCUGGUCGAAGUCACUCGAGGAACGGGAGAGCUCAGUGAAGGAAAAGGAGCGCACAGACUUUAUAAGAAAGUUGAUGCUAUGAUAAAGAACCUGGACAACGUGAUCGACAAACUCAACGAGGAGAAGGCAGAACUCAAACAGAAGGACGUCAAAGACGAAUCGGUCCGAGAUGACAUUAUCGGGAUCAACGAACUCGUGCUCUUGAUGCAUCGAUUGAAGAAAAGCUCGGAUGCUUCUCGAGUACAGAUGAUUCAAGAGGUCCUGGACACGAUCGAUUCGGAUCACGACGGUAAAAUUGAGAUCGAUCUCGUUCUCAAAGUAAUCGAUCUCGUUGGCAGAGAGAACGUCAAGGUGGACCCUAAGCACAUGAAAGAAAUCAUCAACCUUCUGCUACGGGAGGAAGCGUUGAAAAAAAACAGGGAAAAAGAAGCAGCUGAAGCCGCCAAGACAUCCGGAGCUGCGAACACGCAGCAAAAAGAAGUAAAUUAAGCCCAAAGCAAGCUUGACUAAUUUCGCGAAUUCGCGAGAACCCGAGUGAUACGAUCGAAGUUUUGGAGAGCCAUGGAGCAGAUCGAAUGUAUCGUGACGUGGAGGCGGGUAGCAUUUCAGUUGAGCACGGACGACCCCACACAGUUUGCGGAGCGGAUGAAAUUAAUGAAUCGAUGUCACCGUUAUUUUUUCCCACGAUUCCCGCUCCGACUCGUUGCAUUGUAGGCGAACUGGAGGUCUUUCAUCUGUCGGCGGCAGAAUGGACCGCUAACGGUCGUGACGAGAGAGGAUCUAAAUUCAAAUAAUGAGAAUCAAUUGUACAUAUGAACUGUUUGUUUUAGAAGAUUGAAAUAAAUUUGGAGGUUGUAGUUCGUUCCUCUGGGAACGUCUGGUAAUAU
Molecule: messenger RNA, 2646 nt
Organism: Galendromus occidentalis (western predatory mite)
Lineage: Eukaryota; Metazoa; Arthropoda; Arachnida; Mesostigmata; Phytoseiidae
Product: Leucine zipper and EF-hand containing transmembrane protein 1
Exons: 5
Coding region: 107-2248 (713 amino acids)
Biological process (GO): intracellular monoatomic cation homeostasis
Cellular component (GO): mitochondrial inner membrane
Molecular function (GO): ribosome binding; calcium ion binding
Source: RefSeq, a predicted model, not a curated record